CGCGCUUGUCAGUGUGAAUUCGCGGCUUUAACAGUGUCGAUCGUUAUUGUUGGAAAUUAUCAAGUUGUUUAAAAAAAACAUUAUAUAAUUUCAACAUGAAAUCAGAGUCCAGUGGCAAAGAGCCUCCGAAGGCAUCAAAUGGAAAUAACGCUGCGAGCGGAAAUGACGACUAUGAUCCACAUCUGCAUCGAAACGUUGAAAAUCCGACUACAACUAUGCAAACGUUUGCCCACUUUUUGAAGGCUUCAAUAGGUUCGGGUGUUUUGGCAAUGCCGAGCGCAUUCGCGAAUGCAGGCUACAUAACAGGACCAGUACUAACCCUGAUUAUUGGAGGAAUUGCGGUGCAUUGCUUACACAUAUUGAUAAACUCCAUGUAUGCGCUGUGUAAGCGAAAGCGUGUGCCAUAUAUGACGUUUUCCGAAGCGAUGACAAUUGGUUUGCAUGAUGGUCCGCCGAUUUUUAAAUUUGUUUUACCUAUCGCAACCCCUCUCGUUGACGGGUUUCUUGCCUUUUAUCAUUUUGGCAUCUGCUGCGUCUACGUCGUCUUCAUAUCAGAAAGCAUUAAACAGAUUGUCGAUGAAUAUCUAGUGGUUUUAGAUGUGAGAUUGCAUAUGUGUUUCAUUUUAAUUCCACUAUUUCUGUUGUACAGUAUCAGAAGCCUGAGAACGUUAGCGCCAUUUUCAACUACUGCCAACUUAAUGCUAUUCGUGGGUUUUGGCAUUGUGCUCUAUUAUAUUUUCGCAACUUUGCCGCCGAUUUCCACACGCAAACCUUUUCAGGAGAUUUCGAGAUUACCAAUAUUUUUUGGCACUGUGCUCUUCGCCAUUGAAGCUGUUGGCGUCAUUCUUGCCAUAGAAGAGAAAAUGGCGAAACCAAAGUCCUACAUCAAGCCUUUUGGUGUGCUGAACGUUGGCAUGGCAAUUGUGCUCUCCUUGUACACUCUGCUCGGUUUCUUCGGCUAUUGGGAGUAUGGUGAUGAGGCAUUGGGUAGUGUGACACUUAAUAUUCCACAGGAAGCAGUUUUAGCUCAGGUGGCUAAGAUUAUAUUCGCCAUUACAACUUGGAUUACAUACGCUCUGCAAGGUUACGUUACAGCCGAUAUCAUUUGGAAUAAAUAUCUCUCGAAGCGAGUGAAAAAUAAGUCCAGACAUGUGCUAUACGAGCUCCUGAUAAGAGCCACCAUUGUUUUGCUAACGUUUUGUUUCGCUGUGGCCAUACCAGACUUAUCGCUGUUCUUAUCGUUAGUCGGUUCAUUUUGCUUAUCUAUACUCGGUUUGAUUUUUCCCGCUUUACUGCAAAUUUGCGUGCAAUAUGGUGGUGGUUAUGGUGUAUGGAAACUGAUGUUGGUGAAAAACCUUCUCUUGAUGGCGUUUGGCAUCUUUGGUGGGGUUGUGGGCUCGUAUGUUAGCAUUGUGCAAAUUAUCGAUAACUACAAUACGUGAGGCUCUCAAAUUUUAGUUCUCGGAUAAAGCUCAAAGUUUUAUA
Ceratitis capitata (Mediterranean fruit fly) is the source of this 1485-nucleotide messenger RNA. RefSeq names its product proton-coupled amino acid transporter-like protein CG1139. Lineage: Eukaryota; Metazoa; Arthropoda; Insecta; Diptera; Tephritidae. Gene Ontology annotation, biological process: amino acid transmembrane transport. Gene Ontology annotation, molecular function: amino acid transmembrane transporter activity. Gene Ontology annotation, cellular component: vacuolar membrane. Bases 96 to 1442 code for a protein of 448 amino acids. The transcript has 10 exons. The record is from RefSeq and is a predicted model, not a curated record.